Molecule: messenger RNA, 1110 nt
Organism: Nerophis lumbriciformis (worm pipefish)
Lineage: Eukaryota; Metazoa; Chordata; Actinopteri; Syngnathiformes; Syngnathidae
Molecular function (GO): extracellular matrix structural constituent
Source: RefSeq, a predicted model, not a curated record
UAUGUUUCUCUGCAUGGAUUAAGGAGGUGAUCGGAAUAAGAAAUCGGCCCAAGGAGACCAACAAUUGAGACGAGAGAGCAGACUGCAGACCACAGUUGAACCAUGUCAAGCUAUCUGGAAGACGACAGGCUCGUGUUAAUUAGGUAGCUGAGGAUAAAACCGGCUCAUCUGGAGAGAGGCGGUGCAUUCUGGAGCGAGAUGGCUAACGGAAAGGUUCUGCUGCUCCUGCAUGGACUUCUCCUGGCGGCGGGGAUUCGGCCCACUCUGCAAGGAGGGGUGUACGUACCGCCUGGCGCUGGGAUAGGCACGGGACCAUUCUAUCCAGGGUCAACUGGAGGAGUGCCUGCCGGCUAUAAACCAGCCAAAGCAGCGGGUUAUGGAGGUGGAGGGCAAGGAGGCGUUCCCGGAGGUCUGGUCCCUGGAGGCUUUGGUCCUGGAGGACUCGGAACAGGACAAGGCGGGAAAGGCCCUAAACCAGGUUAUGGCAAUCUUGGAGCUGGCGGUCUUGGAGCGGGUGGUUAUGGGACCGGAGUCCUAGGUGGUGCAGGCGGUUAUGGAGGAUACGGUGCAGGCCCAGGUGGGAUCUUCCCAGGUGCUGGACAGAAGGCUGGUAAACGAGGUGCUGGAGGCCAAUUGCUACCAUUUGGAGGAGCAGGGACCGGAACUCUCCCUGGCGGAGGACCUGGUCAGACGGGUGUUCCAGGAGGGACUGGUCCUGGAUUCGGAAAGCAAGCCUCCAAACUACCAGGUGUGGGUGUACCUGGGCUUUACCAAGGUGGACUGGUCCCAGAAAAUGGCUUUGGUAGUCGAGGAGUUCUACCAGGCGUGGCCACUGGCACCGGCCUCACUCAAAAAUCACUUGGAGGCGCUGGACCGGGUGGUGCAGGAACAGGCUACAAUGGACAAAUGCAGCCCGGAGUGUUCCAUGGAUACCCUCUCAAAUCGCCCAAAACACAAGGUGGCUACGGAGCAAAACCCGGAGGUGGUAAACUUCCCUUUGGUACGAAUGGUUCAUUUAUGUACAAAUCUUCAGCGUUCUUACAUCAAUGACGAUGUCGUCUUGCAACGUUUCAGGCUACGGGGGCUUUGGCAAUCAAGGGGCUGGGCUCC